This is a messenger RNA of Helicoverpa zea (corn earworm), 3177 nucleotides long. Its product is annotated as neo-calmodulin-like. Lineage: Eukaryota; Metazoa; Arthropoda; Insecta; Lepidoptera; Noctuidae. The record is from RefSeq and is a predicted model, not a curated record. The transcript has 8 exons. Gene Ontology annotation, molecular function: calcium ion binding; enzyme regulator activity. Bases 140 to 1063 code for a protein of 307 amino acids.
GUAGUUCGCGAUCUGAGGCCGAACCCAGCGGUUGUACGUUCCGUCUGCGCUUACGCUGGUCUAUCAACGGAUUUUGUAUUUAUGUCUGAAUUGCGUGAAGUUUCAGAGUGAUUGGUACACAUCUGGUUUCUGGUACACAAUGAUUAAUUGGCUGCAGUGCUGGAUUUCGCCUCCACGCAAGCUGAGCGGGCGUGGUAACGCCUGCUGCGCCGCGACGAACAAACGCACAAACAUAUUCACCGCGGUGAACAACUUCUUCGCUGAUUCGCCGCUGGUGAAUCAGCUCAAAGGGAUCAUGACGAGACAAACGAACAGCAGCGGUGGCGAGCCGGGUCCCCCGGAUGAGGCGUCGCGUCCUGACAGCAGAGGCCCACCAGCGUUGGCCCUCAGCCCUUCAGACAGCCAGCAGUUAUCGGAGCAGAGCUCGCCAUCGAAGCCGCCGCGACAGGUGACCUUCCUGAAGCCGGCUGCCGACACCACCCUGGACAGGAAGGCCUCCAUAGUCGACGAGACCUCCGGGAUUACCAGGACGCAGAUGAAAGAAUUCCGCGAGGCAUUCCGCCUGUUCGACAAGGAUGGUGACGGGACCAUCACGAAGGAGGAGCUGGGGCGGGUGAUGCGCAGCCUCGGCCAGUUCGCCAGGGUCGAGGAGUUGCAGGACAUGCUGCAGGAGGUCGAUAGUGAUGGUGACGGCAACGUCAGCUUCGAAGAAUUCGUGAGCAUCCUAUCGAAGUCCAUGUGCGGUGCUGGUGGUGGAACCAGCUCUGCCGAACAGGAAGAGAGAGAGCUCCGGGACGCGUUCCGGGUGUUCGACAAACAUAACCGGGGUUACAUAUGCGCGUCGGACUUGAGGGCUGUGCUGCAGUGCUUGGGCGAAGACUUGUCAGAGGAAGAGAUCGAAGACAUGAUCAAAGAAGUCGACGCUGAUGGCGAUGGCCGCAUAGAUUUCUUAGAAUUCGUCCGCGCCCUCGGCGAGCCGGAGGACGCGUGUGAUGAUGAAGACGAGGACGACCCGACUGACGGACCUGACCUGCUGCUGCAACGAACCGUCGCCGCCAACUGAACUGCACAGCAUCACGUAGCCAGGGUUAGGAGUGGGGGAAUAUUGUGACCUAAGUUAACAAUGAGAAAAUAUCCAGAGACUCCUCUACACAAGCGAAGUCAGUCGAAUACUAAAGUGGGGAAACUGUAGAAAUACAUAUUUCAGGUAUUAGGCAUAGUGAGUGGUGUGGUAAACGAAGAUUACACCAGUGUAAAACCAGUCAAUUCACACACCAUAGGAAGAAAAAGGAGCUCAUUUUGUUAUAAAUUAUAAUGCUUAUUCAAUGAAUAAAAGAAGUCAGAAUUUUUAAGUAAAUUGAAAACAUUCCCUAUACUAGAGCCUCAGGGCUAGUGGUAGGUUUGCACAAGUUCUUUUCGAAGUGAAUUAAAAUACAGUGGGUUGUGUAUGCUCAUCUAAAGACCUAACGACUGACCCUGGCUACGAUCCUAAGUGGACCGCUUUAUGCUAACGCUGGCUUUAAUUAUUUAUUACGUUGUACUAAAAUAUUAUUGUGAAUAUGGAGUUUAAACACGCCUAUAAUAUUUUAAGCCGGUUCAUAUUUGGCAUAACACGAUCAGCAACCUUUUAGGUUCUAUGGGGCCCAUUUGGCCUCAUGCAGCACUCCGAUGAAAUCAUUGAAUAAUGUCAGGACAUAAGAUAGCUAAUUAUGUAGCUUGGCGGUUGGAGUUUACGAAUUCAGAAAUUGAAAAAUAAUAAAGUAGUAUGAAAAUACCUUUGUAUAAAACAAUUCCUUGAUAUAAAAUUACUAUAAUUAGGCCUACAAAAUACUCGCAAAAAUUGCUAUGUCCCUUUUUAAAUUAAUCCUCAACUUUUAUCUCAUUCAUACAGUAGAAGGACUCAUAUCAAUUAAAUAUAAAAACCUAGGUACAACGAAUUCUUCCCUAACAGCCAAUUUCUUCAUCAAAAGUAAAAUCCAAAGUAAAAAUCAAAGUAAUGUUUAAAGUAAAAGUAACGGUCAAAUUCGCUUUUUCUAUUAGUUUUGCUGUCACAUUAGCCUUGAAAAAACGAAUUCGACCGUUACUUUUACUUUAGACAUUACUUUGACUUUUAGCUUUAAUGAAGAAACUGGCCGUAGGUACCUAAGUCGCUUCACCAUUAAAGUAAAGAGUUACUUCUUCAAAAAAUACCUAUUAUAAGAUGCUUAGAAGAGAAAAUCUAUCUUUUUCAAUCUCACCAACUUUUGCUCAAAUCAUUCAUAGAUAGGUUCGAAAUCUCCGUUUUGAAAUGAAUCUCUAUUGUAGGGAGCUUAUUUUAUUUUUAAAACGCAUUUGCAUUGUGGAGAAUAUAAUCGUCUAAGUAACUACAUAUAUAGGAACUCUAUAAAAAAUCCAUCGUCUUGAAAUAUCCAUAGAUGGCCUACCCGACCCGUGAAAACCACGGUAACAUAUAUAAACCAAACUCCAUAUAUAAAUAUAGUGAUUUUUCCAUAAAACACCAAUUUUUUAAUUAAUAAAUAAUGUAAAUAUUUUGUCGUUUUUACUAUAUUUCAGGUAAUUGUAAUAAUGAGUGAGAUAGUUGCAACGUAAUCGUACCUUGCUUGUGACUAUUGUAAGGAAAUUAGUACUAUUUACAUUUAGAAACUACCUACUGGCUUAAUGUUUUUGCCUCUCAUAGAAAAUAAGGACGAAAGAAAAAUAGUGCCGGACAAGAUUCUUUGUAGAAAAGGUUUUAGUUUUAGAUACGAUUAAUUCAAUUUGAAAUACAUACAACAAAUUUUCGACAAAGGGCUCUUGGUAUCACAGACCCUUUGCGACCCUUUGAGCGGCAAAAUUAAAUUAAAGGCUUUAUCGACACUCUUAAUUAUAUUGGUACCUAUCUUCCGAAAUAACUGCUAUGACUAUCUACCGAACUUGUCCAGCGCUGUUCAUUCUCACAUUAUGUACUUAACUCAAUUAUUUUUUGUAAUAUCUUCUUAAAGAUUUUAUCAAUAAAAUAUCAACUAUUUAUACCUCAAAGUUUUCAACAUAUCUAACAAGAAUUUAUAUAAUCAGAGCUUUUAUUUGUCUAAUAAAAUGCAUGAAUAUGAAUAGGGAUAAAAUUAACUGAUAUUUCGCAAAAUAUUGAUGUUGUACAUUAAUAAUACAGAACCAAUAUACAAAGAAAAUCUUCUUGAA